Molecule: messenger RNA, 852 nt
Organism: Amphibalanus amphitrite
Lineage: Eukaryota; Metazoa; Arthropoda; Thecostraca; Balanomorpha; Balanidae
Product: cyclin-dependent-like kinase 5
Exons: 4
Coding region: 1-609 (202 amino acids)
Biological process (GO): axonogenesis; protein phosphorylation; neuron apoptotic process
Cellular component (GO): nucleus; cytoplasm
Molecular function (GO): ATP binding; cyclin-dependent protein serine/threonine kinase activity
Source: RefSeq, a predicted model, not a curated record
AUGGCCCGGCCGGACGCCCUCGGCCCCUCCCCGGCCGGCCGUGGGUCUCUGAGGUCCCGGCGCGGCCCGCCGGCUGAGGGCUCGCGGCUCCCAGCCCGUCUCACCCUCCCCCUCCUCUCGGCACAGAACGGUGAGCUGAAGCUGGCCGAUUUCGGCCUGGCGCGCGCGUUCGGCAUCCCGGUCAAGUGUUACUCGGCAGAGGUGGUGACGCUCUGGUACCGGCCGCCCGACGUGCUGUUCGGAGCCAAACUCUACUCGACCAGCAUCGACAUGUGGUCGGCUGGUUGCAUAUUCGCCGAGCUGGCGAACGCGGGCCGUCCGCUGUUCCCGGGCGCGGACGUGGACGACCAGCUGAAGCGGAUCUUCAAGCUGCUGGGCACGCCUACCGAGGAAACGUGGCCGGGUCUGACGGCGCUGCCCGAGUACAAGCCGUUCCCGCUCUACCAGCCCACCAUGCCGCUCUCGCAGGUGGUGCCCAAGCUGAACAGCAAGGCGCGCGACCUGCUCCAGCGGCUGCUGGUCUGUAACCCCUCGCUGCGAAUCAGCGCCGAUGACGCGCUGGCCCACGUCUUCUUCUCUGAUCUCAGCCCGGCCCUGAAGGCGGCCUAAGUCCUGUACCGUCGGCGCCGCCCCCAGGUCAGGUCAGGUCGCCGACACCGCGCGCUAAUUCUACAUAUAUGACUGUAUUCGCCCCCCGCGGGGCACCCAUUUCCGAUGUGAUUGCGUUAUUACGCUGGCUGUUUUAUGUUCGUCUCCUGCCCUCGGUCGGCAGGCGUCCGGUGUCAUGUCGCUCGCAUAUUUGUAGACAUCCUGUACAUGUAAUACAUACUCAGGCGUUUUGCCGGACACUGA